AUGGACGACAAGAACACGUUUAUCCCACCUGCCAAUUUCAACCGGGUCCAAACCACGCUCGUUAGGGGCGGACGUCCCAAGCGAAACAACAUACCGUUUCUGAAGUUUCUUGGCAUUGACACUAUGGUUGCCCUAACGGAGAGGUCUCUCUUUGAUGGAGAUGGAGAGAAUGGAGAUGCGCUGAGAGAAUACAUCCGUGAAAAUGGUGUCCGGUAUGUGCAUUUCCCCGUUGACACUAGUGUACGGGACAAGGGGAAGAACAGGGAGAUUCCCAUAACACAUGGCCAGGUGAUGGAGAUCUUGGAGAUUAUUUUGAACAAGGAGUACGGGAAUGUGUACAUUUACUGUUACAAUGGGGGGCAAAUCACGAGUUUGGUUGUUGCGUGUCUUCGGAAGUUGCAGCUGUGGUCCACGGUGAGUAUCUUUGACGAGUUUAUCCAUUAUGGAUCCAAUGUGACGCACAAUGACCGGACGUUUGUGCAAGACUUUGUUCCGCAGCUAGAGCUCUCUCGGGGGAAGUUAGUCGAGUGGAUCUGGAGUGGGUUGAAUGAGAACAUCAUUGUCCGUCAUCCUGGGUUCAAGAAUGUGCGGUUUAUUGGGUGA
Messenger RNA from Pichia kudriavzevii, 603 nucleotides. RefSeq lists its product as uncharacterized. Lineage: Eukaryota; Fungi; Ascomycota; Pichiomycetes; Pichiales; Pichiaceae. Gene Ontology annotation, molecular function: phosphatase activity. Bases 1 to 603 code for a protein of 200 amino acids. The transcript has a single exon. The record is from RefSeq and is a predicted model, not a curated record.